CCAUAGAGAGAGGCGGCUAGAGAGGGGCCUGCCCGCACCGGGGCGGUCUGGGCCGGAGGCGGGUGGCGGCGCGGGAGACGGGGGCGGCGUUGCCAUGGCGACGGGGAGGCUGCUGCUGCUGCUGCUGCGCGCGGGGCCGCGGCUGCUGCGGGAGCGCCGGGGCCGGGUGUCACAUUGCUUGAUCAGAAGAACGUUUUUUGGGUAUCCCCUAACUAAAGCAGGUUCUGGUCUGAUCCAGCAGACUAAAGAUGUUUGUUUGAGGUUCUGCAGACCACGAAGUUCUACAACAGCUGCUGACACAUCUGGAGAGGACAUUGUACUCAAAUGGGGCCUUUUUCUGGUCCCUCUGACCACAUUCUGUCUCGGCACAUGGCAGGUCCAGCGACGAAAGUGGAAAUUAGAUUUGAUUGCACAACUGGCAUCAAGAAUUACAUCAGAGCCCAUCCCUCUGACAUUAGACCCCAUGGAAUUGAAGGAAUUGGAGUACAGACCUGUAAAGGUCCGAGGGCAUUUUGAUCACUCCAAGGAGCUCUAUAUUUUGCCACGGUCACUUGUGGACCCUGAGCGAGAAGCCAGAGAAGCCGGGCGACUGACAUCCCACCCGGAAAAUGGAGCAAACGUCAUUACUCCUUUCUACUGCACAGAACUAGGGGUCACAAUUUUAGUCAACCGAGGAUUUGUGCCCAAAAAGAAAAUGAAACCGGAGACCAGGCUGAAGGGACAGAUUGAAGGUGAAAUUGAUCUCACUGGGGUGGUGAGGUUAUCAGAAACCCGGAAACCUUUUGUGCCUGAAAAUAACAUUGAGAAAAACCGCUGGCAUUACCGUGACCUGGAGGCUAUGGCAAAGGUGACCGGCGCUGAGCCCAUCUUUAUCGAUGCAGAUUUCAGAAGCACAGUCCCAGGGGGGCCCAUCGGAGGCCAGACAAGAGUGAGCCUCAGAAACGAGCACAUGCAGUACAUCAUCACCUGGUAUGGCUUAUGCGCUGCAACUUCAUUCUUGUGGUACAGAAAAUUUAUACAAAAGAUACCUCUGUGAAAGGAAGGGCUAGUUUCUUCUCUUCUGUACUACAGACUGCUGUCUUUUUUAUAGAAGUCUGCUCUUGACUGAUCAGUCCUGAAUAACUGAAGCACCCAGAGUUUCACGGCAACAUGUUCAGUAAAUAUAUGCAGCUAUGAAGCUGCAAAUGGACUUCAAGCAACUGAUGCAGACUCUGAGCUCCUAGCAGUGUGAUUCUGGCUGCAGCUUGGAAGCACUGAACUUCAAAAUUCUUAAGUGGCUGUUGAGACUAUUGCAUGUAAAUCAGCUUCAACUAGAAAUCUCAAGGAUACACUUUUCUAGUGUGGUCGAUUCCAAGUUUUUAACUUCUCCACUGCUGUAUUUUCCAAAAGAUGGCAAGGGAUUUUGUGAAUCACAGUUUCUUUGUACGGAACAGUCAUUCCUGAAGUCAGGAGCAGUUCACAGCAGUUGCAUCGGAAUAAAUAAAGGGCUGUGUGACUCA
Molecule: messenger RNA, 1499 nt
Organism: Aquila chrysaetos chrysaetos
Lineage: Eukaryota; Metazoa; Chordata; Aves; Accipitriformes; Accipitridae
Product: surfeit locus protein 1
Exons: 9
Coding region: 95-1036 (313 amino acids)
Biological process (GO): mitochondrial respiratory chain complex IV assembly
Cellular component (GO): mitochondrion; membrane
Source: RefSeq, a predicted model, not a curated record